Thlaspi arvense is the source of this 1876-nucleotide messenger RNA. Lineage: Eukaryota; Viridiplantae; Streptophyta; Magnoliopsida; Brassicales; Brassicaceae. The record is from the annotation of a GenBank genome assembly.
CAUAAUACGACACUCCGCUACAUUCCACAAAUAUAUAUAGAUAUAUAUAUAUAUAUAAAUAAAUCGUAUAAGAAAGAUAGGGGAGAUUUGAUUAAAAGGCUAAUAAUCUCCCAACAAAUCUCGAAAUCUCCGGAGGAACAACGAAGAAGAAGGAAGAAUGGAUUCGGCGGAGAAGGGUUUGCUCGUCGUGAGCGCCGGAGAAGAAGGAGAAGUCAACAGCAAAGAUGCGUUUUUCCGGGAGAUGAGGAGGCUCGGUUACAUCGCCGGACCGAUGGUUGCGGUGAAUUCGUCCAUGUAUUUUCUGCAAGUCAUAUCGAUAAUGAUGGUUGGUCAUCUCGGCGAGCUUUACCUCUCGAGCACCGCCAUCGCCGUUUCUUUCUGCAGCGUCACCGGUUUCAGCCUCGUCUUUGGUUUGGCGACUGCGUUGGAGACUUUAUGCGGUCAAGCAAACGGAGCUAAGCAAUUCGAGAAGCUUGGAGAACACACUUACACGGGGAUCUUCUCUUUGUUCAUCGUGUCUAUCCCUCUCUCUGUUCUAUGGAGUUACAUGGGUGAGAUUCUCUCUUUCAUUGGACAAGAUCCUCUGGUUUCUCAAGAAGCUGGAAAGUUUGCGACUUGGCUCAUACCGGCGCUCUUUGCCUACGCCACGUUGCAGCCUCUUGUUCGGUUUUUCCAAGCGCAGAGUCUGAUUUGGCCCUUGAUUAUGAGCUCGAUCUCUGCUCUGUGCUGCCAUGUUGUUCUCUGCUGGAGCUUGGUCUUUAAGUUUGGUCUUGGGAGCCUCGGUGCAGCUAUUGCGAUCGGCGUCUCUUACUGGCUAAACGUAACUGUGCUUGGGUUAUACAUGACGUUUUCUUCAACCUGUAGCAAGAGCCGUGCGCCUGUCUCCAUGAGUGUGUUCAAAGGAAUGGGAGAGUUUUUCCGGUUUGGAAUCCCAUCCGCAUCUAUGAUUUGCCUCGAGUGGUGGUCAUUCGAGUUUCUUGUCAUGCUCUCUGGGAUUUUACCAAAUCCGAAGCUAGAAACCUCUGUUCUCUCAGUGUGUCUAUCAACAAUCUCUACCUUGUACCAAAUACCAGAGAGUCUAGGCGCAGCAGCAAGUACAAGAGUUGCAAACGAAUUAGGAGCUGGAAACUCGAAAAAAGCUCGGAUGGCGGUUUACACAGUGAUGGUUAUGACAGGUGUAGAAUCAAUAAUGAUGAGUGCAACAGUCUUUGCUGCAAGAAACGUGUUUGGUUACCUGUUCAGCUCUGAAACAGAAGUUGUUGACUAUGUAAGAUCAAUGGCUCCGCUGGUUGCUUUAUCGGUCAUAUUCGAUGCCCUUCACGCAGUUCUUUCUGGUGUGGCUAGAGGAUCAGGGAGGCAAGAUAUUGGGGCAUACGUAAACCUAGCUGCAUACUAUCUGUUCGGAGUACCGACUGCUAUUCUAUUAGGUUUUAGGUUUAAAAUGGGAGGAAGAGGAUUAUGGAUUGGUAUUACAGUUGGAUCAUUCGUACAAGCUCUUUUGCUUGGUCUUAUCGUCAGCCUCACCAACUGGAAACAACAGGUGAGGAAGGCGAGAGAAAGAGUGAUGGGUGAGGAGUAUGAAGAGAAAGAUAAUGACGAACAUGAAGAGAUGCUCAGCUAAAUCCAAUAAGACUUUUUUGAAUCGUUUUGUCAUAUAUUGUUGUGUUUUUAUUAGGUCGAUAAAAAAGAUUAUUAUAGUAAUGAGGAAUUGAAUGUGCACAUGUACGUGCACAUGAGUUUUGGCCUCUACUCACUUCUUUCCUUGCACAUGAUGACAAUAUGACAUGAUGUUUUUCUUUUCUUCUUUUUGGUUCUUUUCUUAUACAAAGGUUAAUAAUCAUUAAUCAAAUGGCCGAAUAUGGUUUUGAAACUGGCA